GUGAAGCUUUUACUUAUUUAUUAAACCAAUAUGGUGGGAUAGUUAAGUAUCACGGCUUAUUUAGUGAACCAAACAUAUUAAUUUCCGAUCCAAAACUCGUCCAACAAGUACUUGUGAAUCGUCCAUAUGAAUAUCAAAAGCUCUUUUUAAACCAAAGC
Molecule: messenger RNA, 158 nt
Organism: Racocetra persica
Lineage: Eukaryota; Fungi; Glomeromycota; Glomeromycetes; Diversisporales; Gigasporaceae
Source: the annotation of a GenBank genome assembly